GCGCGGCCAUAGAGCUGCAGUAUAGAGGCAGACAGACAGAGGAACAGAGACCUUAAAUUAACAGCAGCCUGACUUCAGCACUUCCUUAAACACCAUUGAGGAUUUUGAAGUCCGGAAAACCCGUGGAUCAAAUACCAAACCCGGUACAAAGAAGACACUUACCAGCUUGGCGGAAGAGGAGGCUUAGGUGAGCGGUCACCAUGGCACCCUUCCUGCGCAUCGCCUUUAAUGCUUAUGAUGUGGGUGCACUGCCUCCUCUGUCUGACCCUCCCAUCUGUGCCAUCAAGAUGAAGGAGUCCGUCAACACAGAGCGAGGAAAGACCUUGAUCCAGAGAAAGCCCACCAUGUAUCCAGCCUGGAAGUCCACUUUUGAUGCUCACAUUUAUGAGGGACGUGUCCUAGAAGUGGUCCUCAUGCAGAGCACUGAGGAGCCACUGGCUAAGGCCACGGUUGGUGUAUCUGUACUGGCAGAACGCUGCAAGAAGUCAAAGGCAAACAGUCGUGCUGAGUUCUGGGUGGACCUUCAUCCUUCAGGGAAGGUCCAAAUGGCUGUGCAGUUCUUCCUGGAGGACACUGAUGCAGUGGCGUGUAAGCCAUCGGUGAAGGCUACUCCAGAGGAUGGCGUCACAACCCUCAACAGGAGGAGAGGAGCCGUCAAGCAGCCCAAGGUUCACAUGAUCAAGAACCACGAGUUCACAGCCACCUUCUUCGUCCAGCCCACCUUCUGCUCUGUCUGCAGAGACUUCCUGUGGGGGCUCAACAAACAAGGCUACAAGUGCAGACAAUGCAAUGCGGCAAUUCACAAGAAAUGCAUCGAAAUAAUCAUUGGCAGGUGCACUGGGACAGCAGCCAACAGUCGUGACACUGUGUUCCAGAAAGAACGCUUCAAGAUUGAUAUGCCUCAUCGCUUCAAGUUCUAUAACUACAAGAGCCCCACAUUCUGCGACCACUGUGGUAGUCUGCUGUGGGGUCUCUACAAACAGGGCCUUAAAUGUGAAGAUUGUGCGAUGAACGUACACAGUUACUGUCAAAAGAAAGUGGCCAAUAUGUGUGGGAUCAACCAGAAACUACUGGCAGAGGCUCUCUCUCAAGUCUCCCAGAAAUCUAUGAGGAAGUCUGAUGACUCCAAUACAGCAGAUAUUGGAAUCUACCAACCCCUCAACCCAUCUGCAACAGCAGACCCUAGUGCAGGUGGCCAAAACAAGGCACAUGAAGGCUUGAGCCCAGCACCAAUCACACCUACCGUUUCCCAGGUACGCCUCACCCUUAACCACCUGGUAUUCCACAAGGUGCUGGGGAAAGGCAGCUUUGGAAAGGUGCUGCUGGCAGAGCUGAAGGGGCAGGGGCAGUAUUUUGCUGUGAAGGUUCUGAAGAAGGAUGUAGUCCUCAUGGAUGAUGAUGUUGAGUGCACCAUGGUUGAGAAGAGAGUCCUGGCUCUCGCCUGGGAGAACCCAUUCCUCACACACCUCUACUCCACAUUCCAGUCUAAAGAGCACCUCUUCUUUGUAAUGGAGUACCUGAAUGGAGGCGACUUGAUGUUUCACAUCCAAGACAAAGGCCGCUUCGAUCUCAAUAGGGCCACGUUCUAUGCUGCUGAGAUAAUAGUAGGACUGCAGUUCCUCCACUCAAAAGGAAUUAUUUACAGAGAUCUGAAGCUGGACAAUGUGAUGUUGGACAAAGACGGACACAUAAAGAUAGCUGACUUUGGCAUGUGCAAAGAGAAGGUGUUUGGAGAGACCAGAGCCACUACAUUUUGUGGGACACCAGACUAUAUCGCACCAGAGAUCCUGCUGGGACAGAAGUAUACCUUCUCAGUGGACUGGUGGUCUUUCGGUGUGCUGGUGUACGAGAUGUUGAUUGGUCAGUCACCUUUCCAAGGAGAUGAUGAAGAUGAGCUGUUUGAGUCCAUCAGGUCGGACGUGCCUCACUACCCUAGGUGGAUCACCAAGGAGGCCAAGAGCCUGCUUGCGCUGUUGUUUGAGCGAGACCCCAGUCGCAGGCUGGGUGUGGUGGGAGACAUCCGUGUGCACUCGUUCUUCAAAACAAUCAAUUGGCCAGCACUGGAGAAGAGAGAAGUGGAUCCUCCUUUUAAGCCUAAAGUGAAAUCCCCCAGUGACUGCAGCAACUUUGACCGAGAGUUCCUGAGCGAGAAGCCGCGUCUCUCCCACGCAGACAAGAACCUCAUCGACUCCAUGGACCAGGCAGCAUUCUCUGGCUUUUCUUUUGUCAAUCCCAGACUUGAACACAUGAUAAAAAAAUGAAACGAAAUGGCUCUCAUAUGAACACGGUCUGGGCCCAGCACUUCAAAAUAUACUCUUAUUCCAUUAUCUAUAUCUACAUAUGGUCAGAGUUCAACUGGAUGGAUAACAAGAACAUCUUUAGUUCCUCAAUCAGAGGAUGAGAUAAAAAUGAAACCAGGAUGUUUGCUGGCAUCUACAGGAAUAAUCAUGUCUCAGCUGUCAAACUGUAUAGGUGUAUAAAAGAGUUUAAAGGAAAUUAAGGGAGAUUUUUUAAGUAACCAGUGCUACGCUAAUCAAUGCAUAGAAGGACAGUCAAUGAUGCUUUCUGUCUUUUCUUACUUUUCUGUGAUUUUUUUUCUUUGUGAUCCCACUUUAUAUCUAUACGAAUCAUCUAUUGUACUGUAUCUGAAAUUUAAUUCACAGGAACCUGGACACCAUUACUUAGUUAUACAAGUAUAUACACCCGGCGCUGCACAUGCAAGUCAAGAGUUCAGCACCGUAUUCACUCUCAUCCUGUGUGCUUUGCCUACUGUAUGUCUCCUACUACACUCCAUCUCUGUGUGUUUGUGUCUUACCACAUACAUACAAGUGUGUGUAUGUGUGUGUGCAGGUAUUCUUUUUAGAUGCAAUUGGUGCUACUGUAGUCUGUAACAUAACCUGUUGUUAAAUGAACACUCAGUUGAUCCCAGAUUCUGUGAUGCCAAUAUCUGGGAGACAGAUAUAGGCAUCAUAGAAAGAAUUGUGCUACAAACUUGGGAAAUUUCAAUCCAUCUGAAUUGAUUUAAUGUUAUUGCAGAACCAAAUAGUCUCCUCCCUUACUGGCUACAUUGUGUUGAGAAACAGGAGGUGCUCUGAGCACACCCCAGAGUCUCACAUGCCUUCAAAAGAAUUCAUGUUUUUUUAAGUUUAACACAGAAUUUCUACAAGGUAGUCAUCUAGUCUUUUGUGUGCCAUUCGUGUCCAACUUCUUGUUGUACAUCAAACUAAAGCAUUGUGCAAACAAUCAUUCCAUAUAUAAUAUUAGGUUUCUGGGCUGUCAUCAGUCUUACCGGAAGGUUGCAACAAUGGUACACCUAUAUUGUUGCAAGAUGUGUCAUUUUGUGUGGGAGGGAUGGGUAUUUCACUGUAAACACAGGGUCUUAUGUGUGUUAUAAUACUUGAAUGUAGGAAUUUUAACGUGAAAAUAAUAGUGCUGUAUAUGGAAGAUGAAUAUGUAUGUUAACUGGAGCUGUCUGAGUAAUGGGUGCACUUUUUUACUCUCCUCAUCUUUUACAUCUGAUUAUAAAUAAAUACAAACAUAAAUAUUCAAAAUA
Larimichthys crocea (large yellow croaker) is the source of this 3553-nucleotide messenger RNA. RefSeq names its product protein kinase C delta type. The transcript is spliced from 17 exons. The record is from RefSeq and is a predicted model, not a curated record. Gene Ontology annotation, molecular function: diacylglycerol-dependent serine/threonine kinase activity; ATP binding. Gene Ontology annotation, biological process: protein phosphorylation. Lineage: Eukaryota; Metazoa; Chordata; Actinopteri; Sciaenidae. Bases 201 to 2261 code for a protein of 686 amino acids.